GUCGGCCGCCGCUAGGGGCUGGGGCACAGUAACAGACUGGAAAGGCAGGUCACAUGUCUAUCAUCAUGGCCCAACGACAUCCCCAGAUCAGAUUACUGGGAAUUCCAGUAAGUCAUGAUGAACCAGCCUUAGGAGUGAAAGACACAAGGUCCGCGAAGAAACCGUUCCUUCUUUACUCGCUGACAAGCAGCAAGAGCAUGAGAAGCUCAGCCACACAGUGGCACCGCCAACACAUCCAGAACGACGCAGUUGCUGAUGAGAGUGUCUCGUCCGCCAAGCCCCCAAGAGACCCAUCGUCAGAGCAAAACCCUGUCUUGGCGGUCUUAUAUUCUAUUUUUGGCCGACGUGUUUCUGCGGUUGGGACUUGGGAAUGUUGGAGCCGUUGUGUGGAUUCAAUUCGUAUAAAAAAUUUAGGGAGAUGCGGGCUUUCUUCUUCUGCACUGCAGACGUGGAAUCUUGCAUGUCGUGUAGACAACGUCCUUGCUUUCCAUCUUUCGUGUCGCAUGUGGCGGGGUGGAACGUCAAUGCCGGCUCUUUUGCCGCGCGGGUCGAGGUCCCUUACAGCAGGCGGGGCCGAUCGUGAUGUCGAACGUCAUGGCUUACCUGCAGCUACUCGUCCAGUGUUGCAGUUGGUUGGAAGCUUAACUGCAAGUUAGUCUGCGCUCUGUGUGGCUCGCACCUGGAAGAGGGCGUCUUGUAGAGGUGUGCUUGGGCGUACCAGGUUCUGUGUUGAGAAGUCGGUCAAUUGCAAAGACAGAAACGACAGAUGGGUGUUGUUUCAGGCCUCAGACCCGCGCCGUGGAUUCGCGUUGUCCUCUGUUCAUGGGUCUGACCGCUACACGUUGCCUUGGACAACAGAAGCACAACAUUAAGACGGCCC
This is a messenger RNA of Parathielavia appendiculata, 880 nucleotides long. RefSeq lists its product as uncharacterized. The record is from RefSeq and is a predicted model, not a curated record. The transcript has a single exon. NCBI's taxonomy places the organism in Eukaryota, Fungi, Ascomycota, Sordariomycetes, Sordariales, Chaetomiaceae. The coding region runs from base 66 to 656 and encodes 196 amino acids.